Messenger RNA from Oldenlandia corymbosa var. corymbosa, 705 nucleotides. NCBI's taxonomy places the organism in Eukaryota, Viridiplantae, Streptophyta, Magnoliopsida, Gentianales, Rubiaceae. The record is from the annotation of a GenBank genome assembly.
AUGGAGAGUAUAGAUGAAAGAAGAGAGCUUCUUCUAGGUCAAGCAGAGAUAUGGAAACAGAUGUAUAGCUUUGCAAAUUCAGUGGCACUGAAAUGUGUUGUGGAGCUUGGCAUACCCAACAUUCAAAACUCUCACAAUCGCUCGUUAUCACUACCCGAAAUCGCCUCUAACUUCACGAAUUCAUCAUCACCAAACAUCUUGUAUCUCUCAAGAGUCAUGGAUCUAUUAGUCCAUAACAAAAUAUUCACUUCUACUACAAUUCCGAUUAACCCGGAAAAUGAAAAAGAUUCUUUCUCCAGCGGCAAGCUCUACGGCUUAACGCCGGCCUCACGUUGGCUCAUAAAGGAUGAAAACGGCCUGAGUCUUUCGCCAGUGGUGUUAUUGGCUCAUCAUGGAUGUGAAAUCUACGAUUUGGCCAGAAAACAACCGGAAUCCAAGAAGCUUCUCCAUGAUGGAAUGGUGCACAUCGGAAACAUUGUCAUGGACAGAAUCGUUAACGGCAUUAAAGAAGAGGCAUGGGAGGGUUUAGAUUCCAUUGUGUACGUUGGUGGUAGAACUGGCCAUGCGAUUGCUAAGAUUGUCAAGAAAUAUCCACAUAUUAAAGGGAUCAAUUUUGAUUUGUCCCAUGUGAUUGAAACAGCACCAGAGCACGCCGGAGUUACUCAUGUUGCCGGUAGCAUGUUUGAUGCCAUACCUUGUGGCUAG